This is a messenger RNA of Phyllotreta striolata, 1050 nucleotides long. Lineage: Eukaryota; Metazoa; Arthropoda; Insecta; Coleoptera; Chrysomelidae. The record is from the annotation of a GenBank genome assembly.
AUGCAGCACUCGACGGGUUCUCCCCAGCAAUUUUGCCUGCGUUGGAACAACUACCAAACGAAUCUAACCAACGUGUUCGAUCAAUUGUUGCAAAGCGAAUCCUUCGUGGACGUCACAUUGGCCUGCGACGGGCAUUCGGUGAAAGCGCACAAAAUGGUACUAUCUGCCUGCAGCCCAUAUUUCCAAUCGUUGUUUUUCGAAAACCCCUGCCAGCAUCCCAUCGUCAUAAUGCGCGACAUCAAAUGGCCCGAGCUCAAAGCCGCCGUCGAGUUCAUGUACAAGGGCGAGAUCAACGUGUCCCAAGAGCAAAUCGGGCCGUUACUGAAAGUGGCCGAAUCGCUGAAAAUCCGCGGCCUGGCCGACGUCAACGGCGAGCAAGAGGGCGGCGAAGUCACCGCCAAACCGACGGUGACCAGCAACGUGGUGAAAUCGGAAUGGGACCAACGGCCCCAGGACCUGGAGAGCGAGGCGUCCAGGGCGAAGAAGCGCCGCCGGCCGUCGGGGGAGCGCAGCAGCCUGAGCAGCCCGGCGGAGAGCGCGAGUACCGAGGUGCCGGAACCGCCGCCGUCGGUGGAUAUGUCGCCGGCGCCGCCGGCGGCGGCGGCGACGCCGCAACCCGCCGUCGCCGCGGCGGCCGCCGUCGCGGAGCCGUUGCAGUUGACGUUGCCGCUGCAGGCGCAGCCGGCGUCGUCGAGUUCGGCGGCGGACGACGCCGAUAUCAGGCCGGGCAUCGCCGAGAUGAUUCGCGAGGAGGAAAGGGAAGAGAAAGGGAGAAGAGAAGAGAAGAAACCAGGGGAAAUGAAAGCUGAGGAGAGGAAAGCAGAGGAGAAGAAAGCAGGGGAAAUGAAAGUUGAGGAGAGGAAAGCAGAGGAGAUGAAAACAGGGGAUAUGAAAGCAGAUGAGAGGAAUGCAAAAGAGAGGAAUGUAGAGGAGAGGAAAGCAUGGGAACUAAAAGUAGAGGAGAGGAAAGCAGGGGAAAUGAAAGUUGAGGAGAGGAAAACAGGGGAAAUGAAAGCAGAUGAGAGGAAUGUAGAGGAGAGGAAAGCAUAA